AUGUCUGCCUUUGCGUCGAUCUGCAGCCGCCUCGUCGCCGCUGCGAGCGGCAGCGGCAGCAGCACCAGCGGCGCCACCACGCAGCACUACAUCAGCGAGGACAAGGCCGAAGAGGCCUACAUCGACGGCGACCUCGAGCCGCCAAAGGAGCUGCACCUGCCGCUGCGUCCAGCCGAGCAUGGCUACCAUCCGAAUCCGUACACGCGCGAUGCACAACUAGGCUUCGAGCUGCUAGACGACGCGCUGGGCCCACAUCAGCCAUGGGAAGAUCACGGAGUGACGAGCGACGGCGUGCACGUCCGCAUGGUGCCGGCGCCGCAGCCGCUGCUGCCGCUCAUGUACGGCAAGACGUACGUGCCCAACGUGUCGGCGAUCCAGGUGCUGGCGUGCAUCCACGUCGCCUCGUUCCGCCUCAUCUGGGACUCGCGCAUCGGCUCGGCGGGCAUCAUACAGCGCUUCAGCCACUACUGGCAUCACUUCUACAUCGUCUGGCGCGGCAUCAUGCACAUCUAUGCGCCGCGCGAUGCCAUUGGCGUGCAGGCCACGCGCUCGUAUGGCCCCGACGGCCAGCUGCAGUACCGCCCGACGGCAGACUCGCAGGUCAUCGACAUUUGCUGGACCAACGUCGACGCCAACAUCGCACCGCAGGAGGACAAGGUGCGCGCGCACAUCAUCCUCGGCUCGUACCGCAUCGAGCAGGCCGGCGACGGCUGCAACGUCACGUUCAUCGGCCAGGCCAGUCUGGCCGAGAAGGGCCCUGCCUACAUCGUGCGGCGAAUCGCCACGGAGCAGUGCGAGACGAUUGGCCGGCUGCGCACUGCGGUCGAGCACUUUGGAGUGCCGCCGUACAUCCUCGAUGAGCGCGAGAUCCUCGUCAUGCAGCUGCAGCAGUUCCUGGCCGAGACGCGGAAGACGACGCUGCGGGCACACGUCUCGCAGCCAGGGUCCUUCACGCUCGUGCUCGACAAGAAGAGGAUGUACCCGAGCGGCGUCACCAUCUCGCUGGUCGAGGGCGAAGGCGCCAGCUCGCUCUCGCUGCGCGAGAACGCUGAUCGGCUGGAGCUGAGCGUCGAUGCGGCGGGCGUGGGCAAGGAGUUCUGCAUCGAGUUCGAACCGCGAGACAAGGAGCCAGAGCCGUCCGCUGGCACGGGCUGGUGGUAG
Molecule: messenger RNA, 1161 nt
Organism: Tilletiopsis washingtonensis
Lineage: Eukaryota; Fungi; Basidiomycota; Exobasidiomycetes; Entylomatales
Exons: 5
Coding region: 1-1161 (386 amino acids)
Molecular function (GO): lipid binding
Source: RefSeq, a predicted model, not a curated record